AUGUCUAAACCGUUGUCUGACCACGAUAGAAGGAAACAGAUUUCAGUGAGAGGCCUUGCCGGCGUCGAAAACGUUUCAGAUCUGAAGCAAAACUUCAACAGGCAUCUCCACUUUACUCUGGUCAAGGACAGAAAUGUGGCAACCAGAAGGGAUUACUACUUUGCGCUUGCCCACACAGUGCGCGACCACUUGAUUGGCAGGUGGAUCAGAACCCAGCAGUACUACUAUGAGAAAGACCCUAAACGUGUGUAUUACAUCUCCCUCGAGUUCUACAUGGGUCGCACUCUGCAGAACACCAUGGUGAACCUCGGACUGGAGAACGCCUGUGACGAGGCCAUGUACCAGUUGGGUCUGGAAAUGGAGGAGCUGGAGGACAUAGAGGAAGAUGCAGGUUUGGGUAAUGGUGGCCUGGGUCGCCUUGCAGCCUGUUUCCUGGACUCCAUGGCUUCACUGGGCCUGGCUGCCUAUGGUUAUGGUAUCCGCUAUGAAUUUGGUAUCUUCAAUCAGAAAAUUGUCAAUGGCUGGCAGGUCGAGGAGGCCGAUGACUGGCUGCGCUACGGCAACCCUUGGGAAAAAGCACGUCCUGAGUACAUGCGCCCAGUUCACUUCUAUGGCAGGACCGAGCAUCACCCCGAUGGCGUCAAAUGGGUUGACACUCAGGUAGUGCUGGCUCUGCCUUAUGACACCCCUGUCCCAGGCUACAGAAACAACAUUGUCAACACCAUGAGGCUGUGGUCUGCAAAGGCACCGUGCGAGUUUAACCUGAAAGACUUCAAUGUCGGUGGCUACAUUCAGGCUGUUUUGGACAGAAACCUGGCGGAGAACAUCUCCCGUGUGCUGUAUCCCAAUGAUAAUUUCUUUGAAGGAAAGGAGCUCCGUCUGAAGCAGGAAUACUUUGUGGUGUCUGCCACCCUGCAAGACAUCAUCCGCCGUUUCAAGGUCUCUAAGUUUGGCUCCAGGGAGAUUGCUCGCACAGACUUCAGCAAACUGCCUGACAAGGUUGCCAUCCAGCUGAAUGACACUCACCCAGCCAUGGCUAUUCCUGAGCUGAUGAGGGUUCUUGUUGAUGAAGAGAAGCUGAACUGGGAAAUGGCCUGGGACAUCUGUGUGAGAACCUGUGCCUACACCAAUCACACGGUUCUCCCUGAAGCUCUGGAGCGCUGGCCAGUCGAACUGUUUGCUCAUCUGCUGCCCCGUCAUCUGGAAAUAGUCUAUGAGAUCAACCGCCGCCACCUGGAGAGAGUUGCUGCUAAGUACCCCGGCGAUGUGGAUCGCCUUCGCCGCAUGUCCCUCAUUGAAGAAGGCGGACAGAAGAGGAUUAACAUGGCCCAUCUGUGCAUUGUGGGUUCCCAUGCCGUCAAUGGCGUGGCUCAGAUCCACUCGGACAUCCUCAAAGCUACAGUCUUCAAGGACUUCUAUGAAAUGGAGCCACAUAAGUUCCAAAACAAGACCAACGGCAUUACUCCUCGCCGCUGGCUGGUUAUGUGCAACCCCGGGCUGGCCGAGGUCAUUGCCGAGAGAAUUGGGGAGGACUUCAUUCGUGACCUUGACCAGCUGAGGAACCUCGUCAAGUUUGUGAAUGAUGAGGCUUUCAUUCGUGAUAUUGCCAAAGUGAAACAGGAAAACAAAAUGAAAUUCGCUGUGCACCUGGAGGAGCACUACAAGGUGAAGAUAAACCCCAACUCCAUGUUUGACAUUCAAGUCAAGAGAAUCCAUGAAUACAAGAGACAGCUGCUCAACUGCCUGCACAUCAUCGCUUAUUACAACCGCAUCAAGAAGGAUCCCAACAAGCAGUGGACCCCAAGAACUAUCAUGAUUGGAGGAAAGGCUGCUCCUGGAUACCACACUGCCAAAAUGAUUAUCCGCCUGAUCACGGCUAUCGGUGAGGUGGUCAACAAUGAUCCUGUGGUUGGAGACCGUCUGAAAGUAAUCUUUUUGGAGAACUACAGAGUCACACUGGCAGAAAAAGCCAUCCCUGCUGCUGACCUGUCAGAGCAGAUCUCUACAGCUGGAACUGAGGCCUCUGGCACCGGCAACAUGAAGUUCAUGCUGAACGGCGCCCUGACCAUUGGCACCAUGGACGGGGCCAAUGUGGAGAUGGCAGAGGAGGCCGGUGAAGAAAACUUCUUUAUCUUCGGCAUGAGGGUGGACGAUGUCGAGGCCCUUGACAAGAGAGGGUAA
This is a messenger RNA of Pelmatolapia mariae (spotted tilapia), 2181 nucleotides long. Its product is annotated as glycogen phosphorylase, muscle form. The record is from RefSeq and is a predicted model, not a curated record. The coding region runs from base 1 to 2181 and encodes 726 amino acids. Gene Ontology annotation, biological process: glycogen catabolic process. Gene Ontology annotation, molecular function: pyridoxal phosphate binding; glycogen phosphorylase activity. Gene Ontology annotation, cellular component: cytoplasm. The transcript is spliced from 17 exons. NCBI's taxonomy places the organism in Eukaryota, Metazoa, Chordata, Actinopteri, Cichliformes, Cichlidae.